Molecule: messenger RNA, 3689 nt
Organism: Hippocampus comes (tiger tail seahorse)
Lineage: Eukaryota; Metazoa; Chordata; Actinopteri; Syngnathiformes; Syngnathidae
Gene: lix1l
Product: limb and CNS expressed 1 like
Exons: 6
Coding region: 630-1736 (368 amino acids)
Biological process (GO): autophagosome maturation
Cellular component (GO): cytoplasm
Source: RefSeq, a predicted model, not a curated record
GCCAGGCCCCAUUUCCUCCUGCUUUUUCCAUCACAAAGUUGACGGUCUUUGAGUCUCAAAGGUGGACCGCCAUGAUCGUCAUUUUCCAUUGUCACGUUGUGGUAGUCUGUUAAAUGAAAACAUGGUGCAUUGUGUAGAGUUGUGGUGAGGGAGGCACAUUUGUAGGCCAGACUGGAACGAACAAGAGUGGGCUCAGAUUUCUUGUCCUAAUAUUUCCGACUUUCCAGUGCUGCCUUCAAGUCAUGUACAAAAAUCUGCAAAGUCAAUAUUUACCUGGAAACUAAAUGUUUUAUUCGUUGGAAAGUUACGCAAUUUAAAUAAUAGCGUAUACAAUGUAACCGAUAUGUGAUAUGUUGUCUUAUUGUGAGACAUGUGAAUGAAAAAAGGUCGUGUGAAUUGUUUUUGAUGUAGUUGUAGGUUUUACGUGGCGUCCCUGAAAGCAACUGGACGAGCAGUCCAAGCAGGCAGGAUGCAGACCAGAAGAACAGUCAAGUACAGUUCGGGUUUCCUGGCGGACAAAGCCCAGUUAAAUUCCGUUUAAUCUUUUUUUUUUCGUUUAACCACAACCGAACGUCUGCUCGGUCGGUACCGACUGCACCCAGACCCGAUUCGACCGUCGCGUUUGGACUAUGGAAUCUCACGUUCUCCCGGUCCAUAUCCGCCCUCAGCGGCUCCAGCCGGGGAUCGGAUUCGGUUCGGGGCCGAGCGGCAGUGGAACGCUCCGCUCCUCCUCCGCCUCGUCGUCUCUCCGGCCCGGAGUGACGGUGCCCAUCCCUCCACUGUUGCCGUCGCCGCCGUCGCUGGCCGCCUGCUCGGGGCCUCCGCCGCCCCCGCCGCCGCUCCAGCUCCACAGCCUGUACGGAGGCGGCGGAGGAGUUGGCCUGGGUCUCCCCGCCACUGGCCACUCUAACCCCGGGAACCCGGGGGUGUUGAAGGAGGCGGUGGAGGCGGUGGUCCGCAGUUUUGCCAAACACACGCAGGGCUACGGGCGAGUGAACGUGGUGGAGGCCUUACAGGAGUUCUGGCAGAUGAAGCUGAGCCGCGGCGCCGACCUGCGCAACGGAGCGCUCGUGGUGUACGAGAUGGUGGCGGCCAGCAGCCCGCCGUACGUCUGCUACGUGAGCCUCCCGGGGGGCAGCUGCUUCGGAAGUUUCCAGUUCUGCCCCACCAAGGCGGAGGCCCGACGCAGCGCCGCCAAGAUCGCCCUCAUGAAUUCCGUUUUUAACGAGCACCCGUCGCGACGCAUCACCAACGACUUCAUCGAGAAGAGCGUCGGCGAGGCCUUGGCUUCCUUCAAUCGUUUUCCACAGGGAAACAGAGAGGAGGCCGACAACCCCAAUACAGGAAUCGGGGCGUUCCGCUUCAUGCUGGAAUCCAACAAAGGCAAAUCAAUGCUGGAAUUUCAGGAGCUGAUGACCGUCUUCCAGCUCCUCCACUGGAACGGAAGCCUGAAAGCCAUGAGGGAGCGCCAGUGUUCCCGUCAGGAAGUGCUGGCCCACUAUUCGCACCGGGCGCUGGACGACGACAUGCGGACGCAGAUGGCGGCCGACUGGGUGAACCGCGAGCAGAGCGUGGCCAGCACCGUCUCCCAGGAGCUCGCGGCCACCGAGCGCGAGCUGGAGGAGGCUCGGCUGGCCGGCCGCGAGUUGCGCUACUACAAGGAGAAGAAGGACAUCCUGAUGUUAGCCGUGGGCCAACUGAGCGCCGCCAACGCCGCCACGCUGCCCUCGCACUAAAAGAGUCCUCGGGUAACACCGCCCGAGGAUUACUACGAAAUGGCAUCCAGCCACAGAACAAGCCUUGAGUCGUAGCGUGUUACCUUUUGGUGCCUGACAUCGUUUGUUUUUGUCCAGUUGGCCAACCAGCUGCCUGGAGUUGACAUUAUUUUGUCUUGUCUCAUACAGCUGCCUUUAAAUGGUGAAUGUAUGUACAUUGUUGGGGAGACAUCUCUUGCAAGGCAAGGCAUUUGUCUGUCAGAUUCGUUGGAAUCAUUUUAAACAAUGUUACAGUUCAAUUUAUGUCAAGUGAACGUGGAGUUGAAAACUAAAGCUAAAAAAGAAGUAGUGUUGCGAAAAUCAAGUACGUACUGUGUGAAGUAGCCUCUCAGUCGGGACGUGUCACUGAAGCAUUAGACAUUGGUGCCCUCUGGUGGCACUUGGGGGCAUUUCAGAAAAAGCACAACCAUUGCUGGGAAGAGGCGACGCUUGACUGUACGAGGGCAAGGCAAACUGAUUGGAACUCCGCCUGGCGCCCGCAACCCUAAUUGUCAUUUCGCCUUAUUUCUCCACAUUUUCAUUUUGGUCCGCGCCCUCAUUCCAGAAGACGCAAACCCGCAAUUCACAUUGUUUGCUUUUAUCCCCCAAAAUGCCUCCCCUAAAUCACAUGCCCACCAAUUGCCGAAAUACAGUAUGCGAAAAUACGCGGAGCCUUUUAGUAUGACGGAAAAGUGUAGCACAGAAAGGAGGUUGGCAGUAUUAUGCAUGCAAAUUACGUUGUGCGAUUGUUUUAUUUUAUUUCGGUAGCUCUGACAGCAGCUCAGGUGUAGCAGUACUUACUUGUGACUUGGAAUGACUUCCAUGCCAUCGCAAUGUACAUUUUCACCGCAUUGUUCAGGAUGCCUGUGGUACGAGUGGGACAUGAUGCAUUUCAUGCUACAAAUGUGACAUACAGUAUUUCCCGGCUAAUUUGAACCGUCUGUUUUCUCCGUGUCAAAAUGAUUAGGGAAUUCAAGUCGGCAGCCUUGGGAAGUCAAUCCAAUUGCAAAUUGGGAGCAUGCGCGCUCAAGUCAUUUCCCUCAUGUGGUACAGACACAACAUUAGAUUAGGAAGGAUUGAAUCGUCCCCCUGACCACUCUUGAGGCAUGUUUGAUUCCCUACGGUAAUUUUAGUUUGUGCAGAAAGAGUGAACAUUCGACCAUUCAUUCGGGUGAUGUCAUGCUCACUCUAUUGGGCAGCUGAAAUACUCCUCCUCUUUAUACGCCCGGCCUUGCCUCUCACUUUAAGUCUUGGAUGAUCGUAUGAUCUCUCAUAUGGGGUACAGUAUGUCCAGGUAAGCAGGAGAUAUGUUACUUCAGCCAUUUCUGUCUGCUUUCUUGUUUUAUUUCUGCUUCUGUUCUUUGAUGCGACAGUGCAUAUAAAAAGUCCAUACACCCCUGCAGAUCAUGGCUCGUGCUGUGAUGUGACUGCAAAAAUGUCACGGAAAGCCUACUUGAACAUCAGAACUGUGUUUGGGGUUACCCGGAGGCACUUCAAAUUGUGACAGGUGUGUGCCGACUUAUUGAACAUGAGUUUGCCUGUGAUUAAUUCAUUCAGAAAUAAGCCAAGUGCCCAAUUAUAAAAAAGGCCUGCACACUUGUGCACUCACAACGCCUUUAUUUUUAUUCCCUUUACAAAAGGUACAGGUCACAUUUACACCGCACAAAGUUUUGAAACGAUUUACCUUACUAUUUUUUGUAUGUCGCAAAAACCUGACAUUUGCAAAGGGGUGUUUAGACUUUCUCUAUCCACUGCAUCUUCUGCCUUUGGUGCAUGAUGUUUCUGUGAUGUCUUUUAACCGAACAGUAUUGGUAAUUUUGUAAAGGAUUUCUCAAGGUCAUCAUGGUGUGUAUUUUAUAUGCCCGUUUUUGUAUUCACUGUUUAUACAUUUAGUAGAUUUAUAUAUAAUAAAAUACACAAUGAUCCAUGUUUACA